Bombyx mori (domestic silkworm) is the source of this 1870-nucleotide messenger RNA. It is a transcript of the gene rtet, whose product is annotated as major facilitator superfamily domain-containing protein 10. Lineage: Eukaryota; Metazoa; Arthropoda; Insecta; Lepidoptera; Bombycidae. The coding region runs from base 227 to 1657 and encodes 476 amino acids. Gene Ontology annotation, biological process: transmembrane transport. The transcript is spliced from 8 exons. The record is from RefSeq and is a predicted model, not a curated record. Gene Ontology annotation, molecular function: transmembrane transporter activity. Gene Ontology annotation, cellular component: brush border membrane.
CCAGUUAGAAUAGUAACUCUAUGGCUAAGACUGCUAAGCUAAGUGAUGUGAUGAAUUGUGAUGUCGUACGUUAGGGUCAUAGAUUAUACACUUAAUAUAUUUGAGUUAGGGUGAAACUGGUGAAAGUUUUGUUUGAAUUUUUUUCUUCAGUGUCGCGUAUGUAUACAUCUAAAAAUACAAAAACCUGUCGGUACGUGCUCUAUUUAGCCCUGGAUCAUCCACUAUAAUGUUGCGGCACGAGGGUAACGCGAUCGUGAGAGAGAGAAAAGGCCCUACGGAACUUCCAAACGAAGAUAGGAAAAAAAAUUAUAAAAAUGAGGAUACUCGAACAGAUGCUAAAACCAUCGCAUUUGUGUUUUUAUCGUUAUUAUUGGACCUCUUUGCGUUUACGAUGAUUCUUCCACUGUUGCCGUCUUUAAUGGAUUAUUACAGCAGAGAGGAAAAUCAGGAGAAUAGUCUAUACUCUACAUUGUUACAGGCAGUUCGGAGUUUUCAAAAAUUAACCGGGGCACCAGAUCGAUUCGUGUCUGUCUUGUUUGGGGGUGCGCUGGGCUCCAUGUAUAGUUUUCUUCAGUUCCUAACGAGUCCUAUUGUAGGUAGCCUCUCGGACGCAUAUGGAAGAAAACCAAUGCUACUGAUAUGCCUGACAGGUAUAGCGGCAUCACAUGCACUGUGGAGUUUGGCUGAAACAUUCCUUAUAUUUGUAGUAGCUCGAUUCAUUGGUGGAUUAAGCAAAGCCAAUGUAAGUCUGUGCAUGGCCAUAGUAACCGAUGCUUCAACUGAAAAAACUAGAGCAAGAGGAAUGGCCCUGGUGGGUUUGGCGUUUUCCGUAGCAUUCAUAGUGGGGCCGCUAUGUGGUGCGUGGUUUGCUAAAACGAGCGAUAUUACCAACGGGCCGUGGGGCGAGCGACCGGCAUUAUACGCGUUGUUCCUCUCGAUAGCUAACAUAGCUCUGGUGGCAUUUUGUUUACCCGAAACCUUAGCAAAGGAGAAAAGAGCCCCCGUAUCGUUUACAUUAUAUAAAACUGUGGAUUUCGUUUCUCCAUGGCAUUUACUUAACUUUACAGCUGUAGAAAAUUUAUCUCACUAUCAAAAAAAAGUAUUAUCGAAAUUGGGAUUAAUUUAUUUUCUAUAUUUGUUUGUAUAUUCUGGACUCGAAUUCACUAUAACAUUCCUGACGCAUCACAAUUUUAAGUAUACAGCAAUGCAACAAGGAAAAAUGUUUUUGGUAAUAGGUUUAAUAAUGGCUGUACUGCAAGGCGGUGCGGCGAGGAGGCUCGGCACUAAAAGCGCGGAAGUGGCAGCGCGAGUGUCAGUGGCUCUAACUCCGUUCGCGUUCCUGUGUAUAGCGUUAGCCGCUCUAUCGAAUCCGCCAUUUUUGGCCCCGUUGAUAUGGCUAUGGACCGGCUUAGUCUUGUACGCUUUAUCUACGGCGUUCGCGGUGUCUUGCAUGACGUCAAUAGGAGCCAACCGAGCACCGGGUGCGGCCCGCGGCGCCGUCCUCGGCACUCUGCGCUCGCUGGGAGCGCUAGCCAGGGCUGCCGGCCCACUUCUUACAUCUUCAGUUUAUUGGUAUUCUGGAGCAGCCAUCACAUAUGCUAUUGGUUCUUUAAUUCUUAUCAUUCCAACUGUGAUGUUAUUUAGACUGAAAACUUGAGCUUUUAUUAAUAUAUAUUUUACAAGGAACAAGGAACGUAUUGAAAGUUAAUUUUACAUUACUAUUUAUAAUGCCAUGUAUUUAAAUUAUAGUUUUUGUUUAUACAUUUUACAACUGUUUGUCUUUACAAGUCUAUUUUGAAAAAAAUUAUUAUGUUUACACAUAUAUAAAUAAGUAACAUAACAGUAUUACAAUAAAGAUUUUACUAAUUAA